Molecule: messenger RNA, 438 nt
Organism: Necator americanus (New World hookworm)
Lineage: Eukaryota; Metazoa; Nematoda; Chromadorea; Rhabditida; Ancylostomatidae
Exons: 1
Coding region: 1-438 (145 amino acids)
Biological process (GO): DNA integration
Molecular function (GO): nucleic acid binding
Source: RefSeq, a predicted model, not a curated record
AUGGUUUCCGACAUCGAAAAACUCGUCAGGACCUGCCCAAGAUGUGCAUCCGUAGCAAAGGAUCUGAUCAAAGCCGAAGUACAAUCAUGGCCGAAACCACACUCACCGUGGACACGAGUUCAUGCUGAUUUUGCUGAAUCAAUGGAAGGAUUAUACUGUCUACUUAUCGUGGACGCCUACUCCAAAUGGCCGGAAAUCGUCCAGAUGUCAUCGAUCUCCUCAACGGCUACCAUCCAAGCAAUAAAGUGCAUCUCUGCCGAGUUCGGAAAUCCAGAGACGCUCAUCACAGACAACGGAACACAGUUCACGUCAUCUCAGUUCACUUCAUUCUGCCUUCCUGAGGAAUCUUGCACAUUCACAAGGCGCCAUUCCAUCCACAAAGCAUCUGACAAGCAGAAUGUUUUGUGGACACCUUCAAAGGAGGACUUGCCACGCUGA